AUGGAGCCCAGUGUCCUGCUCCUUCUUGCCCUCCUCCUGGGCUUCUUGCUACUCUUAUUCAGGGGUCACCCAAAGACCCAUGGCCACCUGCCACCAGGGCCUCGUCCCCUCCCCAUCUUGGGGAACCUCUUACAGAUGGACAGAGGCGGCCUCCUCAACUCCAUCAUGCAGGUGAGACAUAGGUGGGGAGAUAUAAUAUGUGUUCACCUGGGACCAAGGUCCGUGGUCAUGUUGUGCGGGACAGAGGCCAUUAGGGAAGCUCUGGUGGACCAAGCUGAGGCUUUCUCUGGCCGGGGGACAAUCGCUGUGGCUGAGCCAAUUGUACAGGGAAAUGGUCUGGUCUUUGCCAAUGGAGAACAUUGGAAGACCCUUCGGAGAUUUUCUCUGGCCACCAUGAAAGACUUUGGGAUGGGGAGGAGGAGUGUGGAGGAGCGGAUAAAGGAGGAGGCCCAGUGUCUGGUGGAGGAACUGAGGAAAGCUCAUGGAGCACCCUUGGAUCCCACGUUUCUCUUCCAGUGCAUCACAACCAACAUCAUCUGCUCCAUUGUCUUUGGAGAGCGCUUUGACUACAAAGACCACCAGUUCCUGCGCCUGCUGGACCUGCUGUAUCAGACCAUUUCAUUCAUGAGCUCAUUCUCCAGCCAGAUAUUUGAGCUCUUCUCUGGCUUUCUGAAGUUCUUUCCUGGUCCCCACAGACAAAUCUACAAAAACAUGCAGGAAGCCCUCAUUUACAUUGACCAUAGUGUAGAGCAGCAUAGAGCAACCUUGGACCCCAGUGCUCCACGAGACUUCAUCGAUACCUACCUUCUACACAUGGAGAAGGAGAAGUCCAACCAACACACAGAGUUCCACCUCCAGAACCUCGUCAUCUCCCUGCUCUCUCUCUUCUUUGCUGGCACCGAGACCAGCAGCACCACACUCCGCUAUGGCUUCCUGCUCAUGCUCAAGUUCCCCCAUGUAGCAGAGAAAGUCCAAAAGGAGAUCGAUCAGGUGAUCGGCUCACACCGCCUACCAACCCUUGAUGACCGCAUCAAAAUGCCAUACACCGAGGCAGUCAUCCACGAGAUUCAGAGAUUUUCAGACAUUAUUCCACUUGGUCUGCCGCAUAGAGUCACCAAAGACACAGAGUUUCGAGGGUACCUGCUCCCCAAGAACACUGAAGUGUACCCCAUCCUGAGUUCAGCUCUCCAUGACCCACGGUACUUUGAACAGCCAGACACCUUCAAUCCUGACCACUUCCUGGAUGCCAAUGGGGCACUGAAGAAAAAUGAAGCUUUUAUGCCCUUCUCCAUAGGUGAGAAAGACCUGUGGUUCCAUUCCUAGACACCAGAGGGCAGGCCCAGCCUCCAGGACACAAACAGAAAUAGGUCCCUGUUACCUGAGUCUAUUCCAGGUGCAUUGUCUGAAUCACCCCAUUCACCCUGGCUAGAGCCCCAUGAGAGGACUCUUGAAGUAAAAGAGAACCAU
This is a messenger RNA of Meriones unguiculatus (Mongolian gerbil), 1467 nucleotides long. Its product is annotated as cytochrome P450 2B1-like. Gene Ontology annotation, cellular component: intracellular membrane-bounded organelle; cytoplasm. The transcript is spliced from 9 exons. Gene Ontology annotation, molecular function: heme binding; iron ion binding; oxidoreductase activity, acting on paired donors, with incorporation or reduction of molecular oxygen, reduced flavin or flavoprotein as one donor, and incorporation of one atom of oxygen. The record is from RefSeq and is a predicted model, not a curated record. Gene Ontology annotation, biological process: xenobiotic metabolic process. NCBI's taxonomy places the organism in Eukaryota, Metazoa, Chordata, Mammalia, Rodentia, Muridae. The coding region runs from base 1 to 1323 and encodes 440 amino acids.